This is a messenger RNA of Pocillopora damicornis (cauliflower coral), 2218 nucleotides long. RefSeq names its product RYamide receptor. The record is from RefSeq and is a predicted model, not a curated record. Gene Ontology annotation, cellular component: plasma membrane. Gene Ontology annotation, biological process: G protein-coupled receptor signaling pathway. NCBI's taxonomy places the organism in Eukaryota, Metazoa, Cnidaria, Anthozoa, Scleractinia, Pocilloporidae. Gene Ontology annotation, molecular function: G protein-coupled receptor activity.
CUUUUCCUUCUCAUAGCUAAAAUCCGCAAAAGUGAAAACUUUCUUUGAAAAGAUCAUGCCAGUCUUAUUAAUCAUUUAUACUUGCACAAUUUAAACUGAACAUUUAACCCUACUUUUAUCCGAUGUCUCAAACGUCUGUGUUCUCUAACAUCCAAGUAUACGGCAAGAAUAAGGAGACCGUCACAGGAUUUUAAAAGUACAUAUGUUAUGAUUAUGUUUAUCUUCGUUUAUUGAAUAAAAAUCUCGAGUGUCAAAGCCGAUAUCCGAAUUCAUUUUCUAAAAUUGGCGAAAGUGUGACAAUUCAUUUUGAUCAGAAAAGCGUCUUAACCUAAUUUACACCUAAAUCGCAAUGUUCAUCAAUGAAAGAAUUUGCAUUUUGAAAACCGAGCUUUUGUAAACAUACCCACGCAUAUAGUGCUGCAUAUUUUUUGUUGUCAAUUCUUGUUUUGUUUCCAUCGCCUUUCGAGAGGAUCGCCUUUUAUUCAUGGCAGACUGAGUGGCUGGCGGUGUACACAGAGCGUUCAAUCUAAGACGGAUUAAUCAUCUCGAAGAACAGGGAAGACUUAAAAGCCCUUAAAGUGACCGCUGCUAAUCGAGCGUAAAAGCCCACUUUACAACGUGGAAGUUAACCUUUUAUCCAGAGCCGCGUUGUCUUUCUUCUUCCCGCGAGCUUUUCGUACUCGUUCGACAUGUUAAACCAAACUGUACCAGCAUCUAGCUUUCCUGCGGAAACUAGUCAAGAUUACCCGUCUUGCUCAGAACAAAACACCAAAGAGUAUGUAAAAGGCAUCAAAGCAGCCGCUUACAUCUUAGUGAUACUGCUUUCCCUGUUCGGAAAUGUUAUGGUCGUGCGGGUUGUGCACAAAACCCGGCGAAUGCGAACCAUCACGAACUAUCUUAUCGUCAACAUGGCUGUUGCCGACCUUUUGACCACUGUUUUCAACAUGCUGCCUACAACCUACUGGAUACUCCGUGGACUAGAUAUCUGGGCUGUUGGUGGAUGGAUAGGAGAGGCUCUUUGCAAACUACUGCCCUUCGCGCAAUCACUCACAAUCUCGGUUUCGGUUUUCACGCUCUGCGCGAUCGCAUUCGAUCGUUUUUUCGCAAUAUUCAGACCGUUAAAACGUGUGAUUACAUUUCGCGUCGCCAAAGGUAUCAUUUCAUCUACAUGGUUAUCGUCGGUCAUCAUCUCAGGUCCUCAGCUUUACGUCUCUACAACCACCGGUGAAAAAGGCCUCGCCCAUUGCAAAGAAAAAUGGGAUCCACCGUUUGAUGAAAACACAGCUCCUCGAGAUUACACCAUAGCGCUGUUUGUAAUGCUGUAUGCCUUGCCUCUGACGCUCAUAGCAUCUCUGUACACAGUAAUUAUGUUUAAACUGUGGCGAAGGCAAGCACCUGGCCAAGAACUGUCGUCAAACCAAGAAAAUAAGGACAAGACUAACAAGAAAGUCUUAAAGAUGUUAGUAACCGUUGUAAUCGUUUUUGCAUUAUCCUGGCUUCCGUUGUACGUCAGAAUGUUUGUGAUGUUUGCGGAAUCGGCUCGUUAUGUCUGCGGUCUGCCUUACGAUAUGGAUUUUCUAACUCUAUUCCUUGGCCACGCCAACUCUGCUGUGAACCCGUACAUUUACGUCAUUUUCAACGAGAACUAUAGAAGAGGAUUCAGGACUGCGCUAUCCCGGCGUCGCCGUGGAAGCAGUCGCGAGCUGUCGCGUAGCACAACUCGAAGAACGAAGUCCACAAGACUACAAGAGAAAGAAGCCAACCUAUUACACGACGAUUCACGACAAAAAAAAGCUGUACUGCGAGCUUUUAAAAGACAAAACUCAGAAAUAUCAUUACCAAUGACAACGACAACGGAAAAUCUUUAAUUGAGGAAAGAAGGAAGGAGGAAAUUGACCUAGUAGGAGUAAUGAUAUUGUCGCUAUUUUGGAGAGAUAGGAAAAGAUAGUGGAAAAUACGAUUAACUCCUAAAAGGAAGAUAAGACCUCGUCGAAUUCAAUAUCCGCUUUGUUUUGGAAAAAAAAAAGAUUCAAUUAAUUUUUUGUAAAUGUCAACUCAUUAUUCCAACAGCGAUAAUAAGUCAUUCUCAUUUUAAUUGCGAUAGUUACGUAAUGGUAAGAACACUUCCUCCUCGUUGAAUGCCAACUUUUUAAAUUGAUUGAUAGAUAAACUGUGUCAUAUUUUGAAAUGUUUUUAUUCAGAAGUGUAAUAAAAAUUC